AUGACUGGUAACGAUGAUUAUUAUGCGUUUGACAACGAAUCAUUGUUGCGAUCCAGGAACAGCGUUAAUGAUGGCGGAUUGCAGCGAGGCGACUCAUUGGUGAGAAGAGAGCGGAAUGAUUUCACAGAUCCAGAAAACCCUCAUCACUUCUAUGCGCAGAAGACGCAGGAACAACGUGCAAAGGGUCAGGUUCAAGUCCAGGAGUCUAUUCCGCUCGAGGACAUGAAUCGCGGUAAGAAAAAUACUGCAUCAUCGAAAACACAAAAGUCGCCAUCUCUCUCAUUUUGGCAAAUCUACUGCUACAUUAUAACUUUUUGGGCACCAGCACCACUGCUAUCGUUGUUUGGGAUGCCAAAGAAAGAGCGUCAGUUUGCUUGGAGAGAAAAAAUUGCCCUUCUAUCGGUCAUCCUGUAUGCGGGCACUCUGGUUGCAUAUCUGACGUUUGGUUUCACGAGAACUGUCUGCAGCAGCCAGACCCUACGUUUGCGCAACAAUGAAGUCUCGACAAGCUAUUUGAUUAUCAACGGGCAGUCUUACGCUUUAGAUUCGUCAUCGCAUCCUGCGGCUGCAGGCAUCGAGGGCGGAACCACUGUUCUGUAUCCCCCGAUUAAUGCAGGAAGCAUGGACGCAACCUUUCUGUUCCAGAACGUCAAUGGGAACUGUAAAGGACUGAUCACUCCAAAAGAAAAUUGUAGCAUUCCAUAUGACGACGAUCAAAAUUUGGCUUGGUAUUUUCCUUGUAAACUGAUUGCACAGGACGGUUCAACAGAGCCAAACUUCACCGUGAGUGAAUAUUAUGAUGGUUGGGCGUGCCACACUUCUCAAGAUGCUCGCGAUGCUUACUACUCCCUCCAUGCCGCUGCAGAUGUCUAUUUUACUUGGGAAGAUAUCAAGAAUUCAACUCGCAAUCUUGUGGUGUACAAUGGGCAUGUCCUAGAUCUAAAUAUGCUGGAUUGGUUACAAACUGACGAUCUGGAUUAUCCUCCACUUUUCGACCGGCUGAAAGAUUCCAAAUUGCAAGGCUAUGAUAUUUCGCUGGUUUUAUCGGACUCUUUUGAAAAAAAAGCAGCGAGGUGCUUGUCAGAGGUAAUCAAGGUUGGCGAAAUCGAUACAUCCACUAUUGGUUGUCUUGCCUCUCAAGUCGUUCUAUACAUUUCCCUCGUUUUCAUUCUGGCAGUUGUCUUCGUGAAGUUUUUCAUAUCGUGCUAUUUUCGGUGGUUUGUGGCAAGAAAGCAAGGCGCUUAUACCGUGAGCAAUAAGAGCAUGAAACAACAUGCCAAUGACAUCGAGGAUUGGUCUGAGAAUAUCAAUGCAAGAGGCCCAAUUAAAAGGGUUGACCACAACAUGAGGCCGCAUGGCCAACGCAGAACCUCGGCGUUUGACCUCAUUAAGCGCAACUCCAUGAUGCUUCUCAAUGAUGACACCACCUCUAAGGAUCGGGAUAAGUUUCGUGGGAUGACAACCAUGACCACUCAAUCCUAUUUGAAAACGAAUGUUCAAACUGAGGGACACAACGGUGCGGAUUUCCAGUCUCCGUUCACUAACGACUUGAUUUCGCCAUCAAAUACUUUAGAAACCUUGGAUUCAUCCAUUAUCCAUCCAGACGUUGUAGCACAACCCCCGGCUGAUUAUAUGCCCAAUGGAUAUCCUUUGGUGCAUACGAUAUGUUUUGUGACUUGCUAUUCCGAGGAUGAGAGUGCCAUACGCACCACGUUAGACUCUCUGGCCACAACAGACUAUCCUAACUCCCAUAAGUUACUAAUGGUCGUUUGUGAUGGUAUUAUUAGUGGUUCUGGAAACGCUUUGUCGACGCCUGAUAUAGCGCUGGGAAUGGUUGAAGAUUUUGUUGUGCCGCCAGAAGAAGUUGAACCUCAUUCAUACGUGGCCGUGGCAUCUGGUUCGAAGAGGCAUAAUAUGGCCAAAGUUUACGCUGGAUUUUACAAGUAUGACGAUUCCACGAUUGAGCCGGACCUUCAGCAAAAAGUUCCUAUUGUUGUCAUUGUGAAGUGCGGCACUCCAGACGAGCAAGCUUCGGUCAAACCUGGAAACAGAGGUAAGCGUGAUUCUCAAAUAAUUUUGAUGUCAUUCCUGCAAAGACUGACUUUCGAAGAGCGUAUGACAGUGUUUGAGUAUCAACUGCUAAAGAACAUAUGGCAGAUAACUGGACUAAUGUCGGAAUUUUACGAACUAGUUCUCAUGGUUGACGCUGACACCAAAGUCUUCCCCGAUUCUUUAACGCAUAUGGCUGCAGAAAUGGUGAAAGACCCCGAAAUCAUGGGCCUUUGCGGUGAAACCAAAAUCGCUAAUAAAACAGACUCCUGGGUAUCGUGGAUUCAGGUGUUUGAGUACUACAUUUCCCAUCAUCAGGCCAAGGCUUUCGAAUCUGUGUUCGGAAGCGUUACUUGUCUUCCAGGCUGUUUCUCGAUCUAUCGAAUCAAAUCUCCAAAGGGUCCUGAUGGUUACUGGGUACCUCUCUUAUCCAAUCCUGACAUUGUGGAAAGAUAUUCUGACAAUGAUACUGGCAGUCUGCAUAAAAAAAAUCUGUUGUUAUUGGGUGAGGAUAGAUAUUUGUCUUCUUUGAUGUUGAGAACAUUUCCCAAGCGUAAACAGGUGUUCUUAUCGAAGGCUGCAUGUAAAACGAUUGUUCCCAACCAGCUGAAGGUUCUGCUGUCGCAGAGAAGACGGUGGAUCAACUCGACUGUACACAACUUGAUGGAACUUGUGUUGAUCCAGGAUCUUUGUGGCAGUUUCUGUUUUUCCAUGCAAUUCGUUAUUGGUAUGGAACUCAUUGGAACUUUGGUCCUACCACUUGCCAUCUGCUUCACCAUUUACGUCGUCAUUUUUGCCAUUGUAUCUCACCCCACGCCAAUUAUUACAUUGGUCCUGCUCGCUGUUAUCCUGGGUCUUCCAGGUCUCCUCAUUGUCGUGACUGCUAGUAGAUGGUCUUAUUUGGGUUGGAUGUUAAUCUACAUCGUUGCAUUACCAAUUUGGAAUUUUCUAUUACCUGUCUACGCAUACUGGAAGUUCGAUGAUUUUAGUUGGGGUGAUACGAGAACGAUUGCCGGGGGAAAUAAAGCUUUGCAUGACGAAGAGGUGGGAGAAUUUGAUCACUCCAUGAUCAGAAUGAGAACUUGGAGGGAAUUCGAGAGGGAAGAGCGCCUGAAAGGAAAAGGUCAGGGACAGCACUCGAGACUCGGGUCUAUCUUGAACCUCAACUAUAUGGCUGAUGGUUCCAAUUCGGACUGA
Molecule: messenger RNA, 3246 nt
Organism: Lachancea lanzarotensis
Lineage: Eukaryota; Fungi; Ascomycota; Saccharomycetes; Saccharomycetales; Saccharomycetaceae
Gene: CHS3
Product: LALA0S08e04786g1_1
Exons: 1
Coding region: 1-3246 (1081 amino acids)
Cellular component (GO): cell septum; cell periphery
Molecular function (GO): chitin synthase activity
Source: RefSeq, a predicted model, not a curated record